Messenger RNA from Opisthorchis viverrini, 435 nucleotides. RefSeq lists its product as hypothetical. The transcript is spliced from 4 exons. Bases 1 to 435 code for a protein of 144 amino acids. Lineage: Eukaryota; Metazoa; Platyhelminthes; Trematoda; Opisthorchiida; Opisthorchiidae. The record is from RefSeq and is a predicted model, not a curated record.
AUGAAGGAAGCUAUUCACAAGGUUGCUGAAAACUCUUCGACAGCCCAGGACCGAUUUCGCCCCUCCUGGGACUCAUCAGGCGAUGUACUGCGGUAUCUCAAAUAUUGUACCAAGUGGAACAUGGAGCGGCCUGGUACCGCACAUUCAGUUGAAGAAAAACAGUAUAAACAAGAGAUUCAGGUUGGGAUUCAGGAUUUGGAAAAAAAAUGCCGAAUGGAAUUUGGCAUCUGCACGCCGUUGCAGAAAGAAAAACCACCGCGGCACAAUCAAGAUUUCGGCAGAUCAAAGGGGGCUGAUCGCUUUAAUUUUAUCAUCAGUUCGUGUAGCGAACCAUACAAACGUUUCCAAGCACAAGGUAGUUUGGUUUUGAAAAUAUUGCAGCUACGACUGAAGAUAUCCCCAGCCGGGUCAGAUGACCAUGAGAGUCUUGAAUGA